UUAAAAAUCUCGUGACUACUCACAAGCUCGUUACAUCCCGGAUACAACUCGUGAUAAGAUGGGCGUUUUCUGGUCCAGGUGAUAGUAUGAUUGUAAGUAUAAUGAACAUCCUGAUUAUACUUACUCUGUGUGUCUGGCAAGCAUGGUCUCUAAGUAUACCACUCAUAAUUACGAAAGGAACUCACUAUGAAGUUGGACAUGAUGUGGGUGCAAGUUUCAAAGACAGAAUCCAGAAUUUCUGUAAUGAGUUUUCCAUUCUGAAUGAUGUGCUGAUACCGUACUACCACAUGCGAAAAGGACGUAAGGCGUAUGAUGACUUGUUGAAUGUUGCCAAUGCAACAUUUCCACAGAUUGUGGACGAGAUACAGGGUCUUGCAGAUGGUGCUGAAUUACCAUUUUACAAGGUGUUUUUGUUGCAUAUCAAAAGUGAAAUUCAGUUGCUGCUAAGAAAACAGUUUGACCCUGAAUGCACUGACAUUGCACUAAACUAUGUUGAUCAAAAGACACAAAGACAAUGGACUAUCCAAGCUCACAAUGAAGACACUGAUCCAAUUAUCGGCAAAUACGCAUAUAUAACAGACGCCUACAUCAUAGAUCCAACAGGAAAGUAUCCAACGGAGAGGUUCACAGCAUAUACAUAUCCAGGUUCAGUUCCAGGAAAUGCCUUUGCAUUCAAUGCAGAUGGAAUGUUGUUUACCAUGAAUGCUGUGUUUCCAAAAAAGGUUGAGACUGAUAACAUAGCUCGUUAUAUUGCUAACCGAAUGCUACUAGGCUGUAGGUCAGUCAGUGAUGUUUUCAGUUUUCUAGAUAAGUAUGGUUCAGCUUCUGGAUUCAGUUUGAACUUUGUAGAUGCCACUACACCGCUUGCUGAUCAGAUGUUGUAUAACGUUGAAGUUGGACCUGGAAUGAAGCAGUACAGCAAUGCUACAGUUCCAUUGGCCAACAAUAAAGCCGAUGGACAUUGCUAUCAUUUCAAUAUGUACAAACACUUCAAUAUAUCCCAGUUUAAUGAUACAAGUACACAGCACAGAAGUGCUAGAGCAGCUAAGUUAGCAGUGCCUGCUGACUUAACAGGGAUAUAUAAUAUUCUUGGUGACACUGCAGACCCAGACUACCCUAUUUUCAGGAAUGGUAAAAAAAAAGAUGGUGCAGCCACUGUAAGUACAGCUAUCUUUGAUCUGGUCAAUGGGACAUUAUCUAUUUACCUUGACAACCCUAAGAUGAGUCAAGGGCCAGUUAUAGUGCUUCAACUGCCAAAGAAAAAAAUCUGGAAUUAA
This is a messenger RNA of Saccoglossus kowalevskii, 1277 nucleotides long. RefSeq names its product beta-alanyl-dopamine/carcinine hydrolase-like. NCBI's taxonomy places the organism in Eukaryota, Metazoa, Hemichordata, Enteropneusta, Harrimaniidae. The record is from RefSeq and is a predicted model, not a curated record.